Molecule: messenger RNA, 2957 nt
Organism: Habropoda laboriosa
Lineage: Eukaryota; Metazoa; Arthropoda; Insecta; Hymenoptera; Apidae
Gene: Hsc70Cb
Product: 97 kDa heat shock protein
Exons: 12
Coding region: 225-2837 (870 amino acids)
Biological process (GO): protein folding
Cellular component (GO): nucleus; cytosol
Molecular function (GO): ATP-dependent protein folding chaperone; ATP binding
Source: RefSeq, a predicted model, not a curated record
GCAGUUACCGUGCGGAGGGCAUUUUGUUCAGGCUAUUGCGUGACCGAGAGGCGAGAAUUCAGCGAGCUCGUGAAUUUAACGUAUACGAUAAUUACCAACGCGUAUUCUAAAUAAUUAGUAAUCAUUCGUAUAUUCUUCUCGAGUUACAACAUUUAAUUCCUGAUUUAGACGUAACAGUUUACUCAGUGUCGUAAAGAAAACGUUGUCGAACCAGCCUAUCAGCCAUGGCUGCUAUGUCCGUGAUCGGAAUUGACUUUGGUAACGAAAGCUGUUAUGUGGCUGUAGCACGCGCAGGAGGCAUUGAAACCAUAGCUAAUGAUUACAGUCUUCGAAAUACACCAUCAUGUGUAGCAUUCAGUGGGAAAAACAGAAUUCUUGGAGUAGCAGCCAAAAAUCAAAUGGUAACAAAUAUGAAAAAUACUAUUCAUGGAUUUAAAAGAUUAUUGGGCAGAAAAUAUAAUGAUCCACAAGUACAGAGAGAGCUUCAGAUGUUACCUUUUAAGGUAACUCAACAGUCAGAUGGAGGUAUUGGUAUACAUGUACACUAUUUGGAAGAAGAACACGUUUUUUCACCUGAGCAAAUAACUGCAAUGUUAUUCACAAAAUUAAAAGAUAUAUCUGAAACAGCUCUUCAAACUGUUGUUAAUGAUUGUGUUAUUUCUGUUCCUUCAUAUUAUACACAAUCUGAACGUCAGGCAUUGCUUGAUGCUGCAGAAAUUGCAGGUUUAAAUGUUCUUAGAUUAUUUAAUGAAACAACAGCUACUGCUUUAUGCUAUGGUAUUUACAAACAAGAUUUACCAGCUACUGAUGCACCACCAAGAAAUGUAGUUUUUGUUGAUUGUGGAUAUGCAAGCUUACAAGUAUGCAUUUGUGCACUCCACAAAGGGAAACUGAAGAUGUUAGCAAGUGCUGCUGACAGUCAGUUUGGUGGGAGAGAUAUAGAUACUAUGUUAGCAGAAUAUUUCUGUAAAGAUUUUUUAUCACGUUACAAUAUUGAUCCGCACAACAAUCCACGUGCCUAUGUAAGAUUAUUAUCAGAAGUAGAAAAAUUGAAAAAACAAAUGUCUGCCAAUUCAACGACGCUUCCUCUCAAUAUUGAAUGCUUCAUGGAAGAAAAAGAUGUACAUGGUGAAAUGAAACGAACAGAUAUGGAAACAAUGUGCGCACAUUUAUUUAAACGUGUGGAAUCAACUUUGCGCCAGUGUCUUGAGGAUUCUAAAUUAAAACUAGAAGAUAUUCAUUCAGUUGAAUUAGCGGGCGGUUCUACUCGUGUUCCUGCUAUUAAACGAUUAGUUGAAGAAGUUUUUGGCCGUCAGGUAUCAACCACUUUAAAUCAGGACGAAGCUGUUUCUCGAGGAUGUGCACUUCAGUGUGCAAUGUUGAGUCCUGCUGUAAGAGUUCGUGAAUUUUCAGUGACUGAUAUUCAGCCGUACCCACUAAAGUUAACAUGGGAUCGUACUCAAGGCGAAGACGGUGAAAUGGUAGUCUUUGAACACAAUCAUCCUGUACCAUUCUCGAAGAUGUUAACAUUCUAUCGAUCAAGUCCAUUUACACUCACUGCCAGUUACAGUACACCACCACCAUCAUAUCCUCAAACUCAUAUUGGUGUGUUCACAAUAAAAAAUGUAAAACCAACACAGGAAGGAGAAACGUCGAAAAUCAAAGUAAAAGUAAGAGUAAACUUGAAUGGUAUUUUCACUGUUGCUUCAGCAUCACUCGUUGAAAAACGUGAACUCACACAACAAGAAAAAGAAGAAGAAGAGAAACAGCAGCAGCAGCAGCAGCAGCAGCAACAACAAAAUAGUAUGGAUGUUGAUCAGCAGCCAGAUAAAAAAGAUAAGCCUGAUCAAGAAGCACAGGCAAACGAACCGCCUGCACCUGAGGUGAGCAUGGAUAAAACGCGACGGAACUCAGAUGCUGAUGAUGGUGGAAGAGGUGCGAGGGGUUCUGCCCCUACUUACUCCUCCAGGCUUCUCUCUUGGUUCAGCUUGGGUGAUGAUAAAAGUGAUGAAAACAAAGGUAAAAAGAAAGUUCCUGUUCGUACUGUUGAGUUGCCUGUGGAAGUACGCGGAAGCGGACUUUCUCAACGUGACUUGGAUGCCGCGUUAGAAAAAGAGUGCAAAAUGGUCGUUGAGGAUAGGCAAGAAAAAGAACGUAUUGAUGCUCGUAACGCAUUAGAAGAAUACGUUUAUGACUUACGUGCUAAGUUAUCAGAAGACGAUCAGUUGGCCACAUUUAUUACAGAAGCUGACAAAGAAGUUCUUUGCCGCACGUUAGAUGAUACCGAAAAUUGGUUGUACGAAGAAGGUGAGGACUGUCACCGACAGAUCUAUUCAGAGCGAUUAACAUGUCUUAAGGCACAAGGCGAACCAAUUAAAGAAAGGCGAAUGGAAUUCGAAGGCAGAGGUCACGCGUUAGAAGAAUUAGCAGGUGCAUUGCAACUUGCUAAAAAAGGAGUUGAUCUCAUUAGAGCAUCCAUUGGAAAGGAUGAUAAAUAUUCCCACCUAACAGAAGAAGAAAUAAAGAAGGUCGAGAAAACAGUACAAGACAAAUGGUCGUGGCUUGAAGAAAAGCGUAUGCUUCUUGCCGGUACACCUCGCACGCAACAACCACCAGUCACUAUAGCUCAUAUACGCGCAGAGAAACAGUCUUUGGAUAGUAUUGUAUCACCAAUUUUAAAUAAACCAAAACCCAAAGUUGAAUCUCCAAAGGAAGAAAAACUUAAAGACAAAGCAACUGAAGAUCAACAGAAAAGUAAUCAAAAUAGUCAAGGUGAUGGUCACCCUCAGACCAAUCAGCAACAACAACCCCAGAAAGAAAAGAUGGAUGUUGAGUAACGGUUAUUUUUAUGUGUUUUAAUACCAUUAAUGAUUAAAAUUCAUGAUUAAAGUAACGAAAAUUAUUUCAUCACGCAAGUCAUUUUUAUCAUGUCACAAAACCGCCUGAUAUGUUUUAGU